Messenger RNA from Tetrapisispora phaffii CBS 4417, 738 nucleotides. RefSeq names its product putative GTPase RHB1 (gene RHB1). The transcript has a single exon. Gene Ontology annotation, biological process: small GTPase-mediated signal transduction. NCBI's taxonomy places the organism in Eukaryota, Fungi, Ascomycota, Saccharomycetes, Saccharomycetales, Saccharomycetaceae. Gene Ontology annotation, cellular component: plasma membrane. The record is from RefSeq and is a predicted model, not a curated record. The coding region runs from base 1 to 738 and encodes 245 amino acids. Gene Ontology annotation, molecular function: GTP binding; GDP binding; GTPase activity.
AUGGAGAGUGAUAGUUUAAUGUUUGGUGGUACACAUUCCAUACAAGAUGCUCCUAAGGGUCUUCAAUUCAAGAUUUGUAUAUUUGGUGGUAAAGCUGUUGGGAAGACAUCUUUAUGCGUUCAAUAUGUUGAAUCACAUUUUGUAGAGUCACAUUAUCCUACGAAUGUACAAAAUGAAUUCACAAAAAUGCUAAAAUAUAAUAAUCAAGAUUAUACAUUAGAGAUCAUUGACACUGCAGGUCAAGAUGAAACUUCUAUGAUAAACAGUAAGUGCUUGAAUGGUUGCAAAGGAAUCAUAUUAUGUUAUAGUGUCAACAAUAGACAUAGUUUUGAUUUAAUAAAAAUAAUAUGGGAAAAACUGGUAGAUCAACUAGAAAACAUUAAUGACAUUCCGGUAAUAGUAGUAGCUAACAAGAUUGAUUCAAGAGACACUAGUGAGUGUAAAUUGGAUCGAAAUUCAAUCGUGAAAAAAUCAGAAGGAGAACAAUUAACAAAAUACAUAUCAAAUAGUCUCAUGUCGAUCAAACAACAAAGGAAUGGUAAUAAAAACGGACACAUUGAUAACAGCAACAACUCUCCAGUACAACAUAUUGCAAACUUACCGAAAGUUGGAUUUAUAGAGGUAAGUACUAAACUGAAUAUCAACGUCGACGAAUCAAUUCUGAUAUUGUUGAAAGAAAUGGAAUAUUUGGCAGCAAAUGGUCCAUUAGGCGACGAUGCAAAAUGCACUGUAAUGUAA